AUGUCGCUGAACUAUGCUCAAGCGUUGUCUCCAUAUGAGAACAAGGGUCAAGUAGGCAUGCCAGAGUUUCGCGACUCACCUGAAGAGAUUGAUAAGAAAUGUGCAGAACUGGCUCAACUACUGCUACAAAGUAAAUGCACAUUUGUUGUCACAGGAGCAGGAAUUUCAACAUCCGCUGGUAUCGCUGAUUUUCGUGGCCCAAAUGGGGUGUGGACCAUUGAGAAAGAGGGUCGCGUAGCUGAGAGUGUUGAUUUUACACGCGCUCGUCCGACUUUCACACACCGGGCACUUCGGAUACUGGAAGAGCGAGGACUGGUGAAAUUUCUAGUAUCGCAAAAUGUCGAUGGAUUACACCCACGCUCGUCAUUCCCAUUGAAUCGAUUGGCUGAGCUUCAUGGAAAUGUGUUUUGUGAGCAGUGUGAGAAAUGCUCCAGGCGGUACUAUCGAGAUUUCCCAACGGGAAGUGUCGGUUUAAAAUAUACGGGUCGUAACUGUGAAGGUACUCCACACGGUCGGGCAUGCCGUGGACGUCUUCGUGACACGACUCUCGACUGGGAAGAUGCCCUACCCGAGCCAGAUUUCACUACAGCAUGGAAUUAUGCUAAGCUUCAUGGAAAUGUGUUUUGUGAGCAGUGUGAGAAAUGCUCCAGGCGGUACUAUCGAGAUUUCCCAACGGGAAGUGUCGGUUUAAAAUAUACGGGUCGUAACUGUGAAGGUACUCCACACGGUCGGGCAUGCCGUGGACGUCUUCGUGACACGACUCUCGACUGGGAAGAUGCCCUACCCGAGCCAGAUUUCACUACAGCAUGGAACUAUGCUAAGAACGCAGAUCUUUCAUUGUGUUUGGGAACGUCGUUGCAAAUCGUGCCAGUAGGCGAUAUGCCACUCUUGGCGAAAAAGAAUGGCGGAAAGAUGGUGACUGUCAACCUGCAGGCAACCAAACAUGAAAAGAAAGCGGACUUGGCGAUUCAUGGCCUAGUGGACGAUGUGAUGGCUCGAGUACUGGGUUACCUGGAUAUUAAAAUGGAUGAAAACGAGAAUGAGAAUGGAGAGAUCGUCUGGCAAUCAAAAUAUCCACUUGAAGUUUUCAAAACACCACGAAAUUCUCGAAAGCGUUCUGUAACAACGAAAAAGGAAGAAGUGGUCGAAGAAAAAUCUGCGAAAGUCGAAGAAUGUCCUCCUGAUGAUGCCCCCAAAGCGUCAGUGGUGCCGAUUCCAACCAACGGUGUUCAACAAGAAGCUAAAACUCCUUCAACAGUCGUUCAUUGA
This is a messenger RNA of Cooperia oncophora, 1269 nucleotides long. The record is from the annotation of a GenBank genome assembly. NCBI's taxonomy places the organism in Eukaryota, Metazoa, Nematoda, Chromadorea, Rhabditida, Trichostrongylidae.